UUCCGAUCUGUCUUGUUGUUACAGUUCAACGAGUGGCGCAAAGACAUGCGAAGAGAGGGCCGCUUGGAGAAAGAACUCGACGAAUCCUAUGGCUUCUUCCUUGCAGACUCCGAACGAUCGGCAAAGGAAGCAUGCCAAAAUGGACUGUGCGUUGGAAACGUGAAGACUGGCUGUUUGGGCACACCCAAAAUGGGAGUGUAUCUGUGCAGCUUCUCGGAUGUCCUCCAGCCAAUGCAGCUGCCUAUCGGUACAGGUGUGAUGCUCAUCUUCAAAAUGUGCAAGGGGAGAGUGCAGACACUGGAGCGACCCAGUAACCCGUCGUCGCAGUUCGACUGCCACGUGUCUAAGAAGUUGGCCUUUGUGAACUCCUCUUCCAACAACGACUGCUUUGUUCACAAACACUCACAGUGCUACCUAUUUGAGUUUGGAGAGUUGGACAUCUGUCGUCGACCGCGCCAGGUCUGCCCGUAUGCCAUGGUGGCCUUCUCUUACGAAGGAGACGGCAUAUCCGUUUCUCUCAGGGACAAAAGCCGACCCACUGUCCAGAGCACAGCUAAGGUCACACCGAAACGACAUUACAUUGUGUGGGAAGGCCAGCUAAUGAACAAGGGACAGAACCUCGGACAAGUCACCCUCAAGUCGAUGCAGCUCUCCGUGCUGCCCAUCGCACUCCCGGGGAAGAUUGAGGUGGACAACACGGUGAGGAAUGAGCACGUGAUGAAAAUGCUGCCCCGUCGUGUCUUCAUGAAAUACCUCUACGCCAACAGCAAGGAAGUGAACGUGUAUAAGUGGUACUGCUGCCUGUUUGAGAUGUCCAGCGCCUACGAGUACACCUCGCAGCCGCGGCUCGAAGCUCUGCAGGCGAAGCUGAAGAGGGAAGAGACGAUGCUGGUCAAGUUUCUGGAAGAUGGAGGCUUUCUCUUGGUGUUCCCACCCGGAGUGAUAGUGAAUGAGAAAUCUCACGAUGUGGAGAGCAGCAACUUGAAGGCCAUGUUUGUCUUCAAGGAGCCAAGAAUCGUCAUUGGCAACACCGGCGCGCCGGACACAACCGCGUCGGACACAACCGCACUGGACACAACCGCACUGGACACAACCGAAGUAGACACAACUGCACCGGACACAACCGCACUCAAGACCCCGCUCGGACUCAAGUCACUCCUCACCGCUCAGCACCAGCUGCAGGAGGAAGCACACUUCCACCACCAUUGGAAGGGCAAGCAGUCGCUGCCACUGGUGCCCAUGCCUUGCUCACGCCUGCGCCACUGCUUCGAGUGGCUUUUGCGUUGCGCUCCAGCGUGGCCACCGCCGCCGUCGUCACUGUCGUCGUACCAGCCAGAGGAGGUGCCGCACAAGAGGAGGGCAACGCGAGUGCCAGGCAAAGCGCUCCGUACCUACCUGGACAGGCCCGACAGCUUCAUGAUUGCCGUGCCGACCGAAGAUCAGAUGAUGGGCGCCGGCGGCGGGUGUGUCACUCGCCUUGGCCUGUGGGAGGCGGAAGACCCCGACCUGUCGUACCUACGCCCCGCCAGAAAGAAGAGCCGGUUCGGCAUCGAGGCAAGGGACGUCGGGGAGGUGGCGAUGAAAUGGGAGAUGAACGACGGCGGUGGCGGCGGUUUGGACAAUGACGACGCCGAGGAUCUCGACAGGCUAGCGAUAUCGCCCGCCAGAGAGAGGGACUGCGGGGAGAUGUUAAGAUGGCGGUGCUCGGAGCAGGAGAGCACAAGGAUGGGAGGGGACGCGGCCGAAUACAAGCAGACCGACAUCGAGCAGCUGCUGGCGCUGGUGCUCGCCAAGAAGAUGGUGGAGCAGAACAAGGACAACAUAGAUGUGGACGGAGUCCUCGGCUUGGCAGAGAAAGCUUUCUUUGACCACAACGGCCUCGUAAGGGGAGCGUAUCAGAGCACGUUGGAGGAGAGCCGCGUGAUCAGCUGGGAUGGAUGCUACGAUUUCGGUGGCGACUGGCCACACACACAGGACUCGUUGGAGUUGUGUGUGCUACGAGCAGUAUACGGGCCUUAUAAACCAUUGCUGGAGAAUGAGCUGAUGGACACCUGGAAGAUGCUGCUCGCUCGGGAAGUUCUGCACGGAUGCAACGAUCCCCAGGACUCCGCCACCAAGGAACAAUGGAAGGACAUGGGCCUCGCCUACAGGAAGACCAUCGACCGAGACAUGAUCACUUGCAAUUUCAACAACAAGCAAUACUCCGCUGCCAUGGGCUUCCCGGCGACCCACGAACCCGUGGACGACCUGCCGGCUAGCAGCCCGGGCUGGAAGCUCGUGACUCUCACAGGGCUGAGGAAGAACUCUCUGCCUGAGAACUACGUCAACGAAUGUGACCCACGCUAUUCUCACUGCAACGCCUCCACCAGGCUCCCUGAUCACGUUAUUUGUUUUCCAGGCACAGGGGAGAUGGCAUUUGAUGACGGCCCGGUUGCUUGCGCUGAUUUCCCGCGUGAGAUUCCACUGCUCGAGGAGGAGGAGAGGAGGAGGUGCAGCGGUGGCGGUCGUGGGGGGCUCGCAGACCUGCCGAGUGGGGGGCCGCAUUUCCCCCACAAUGCAGAGGGGGAUCUGUCAUUGCCCUGUAAACUCGACGCCCCCAGUUUCCUACUGGCCUCCGAUGGAACCCCAACCGCCAACCUCGCUGACCUCCCCGCGCCGCAAACUCAAGAUGUCUUCGCCUCCAUGAGGCAGAUGGUCAGCAAUUUGUGGAGUGGCGGCGUUGAUAGCGGUGUCAAUGGUGACACCCGUGGUGGUGUUGGUGAUGGUGACUCCAAUGAGAGCGAGGGCUUGGAUGAUAACCCGGACGGUAACGUACACAGCAAGCGGCUGCUCGGAAAAUGGGUCAAACACGUCAAGUCCUCUGUCACGAAAUCAAGCAUGUCUUCGGCGUCCACCUCUGAUUCCGAUGACUGUGCCGACUUUUUCCCGCGUUUUCCAUCGCUGUUGAAGUCUGCUCCCGGGCAUCCGAUUUUACCACGCGGCCCGUUUUGUGGCUGGAUUGAACUUGAGGAGCCGGUGUUGUCUCUCGUACGCUCGAUGGAUGAGAUCGCCGGCGUGGCAGAGCCGUCGAUACCACCGCUGGACCAGCUGGACAGGUGGUGGCAGCAGCAGCAGUGUCGCCCUGGGGAGGUCAAGAGUCGACUCGGGCAGUCGCGGCGCUUCAAGAAGCUGCAUCCUGUGGACGAGGUCGCCGACGACUGUGCCACCAUGCUCGCGCGGGAGAUGGAUGGCGUGUGCCGCUCGGCGGGCUGGGAUCUGCGGUUGCCAGCCGGGGGUCGGCAGGCGGUGCACGUGCCGCUGGCAGAUGGAGUCGGCACCGACGCCGACACCUUGAUCUACCAAAUGCGGGAGCAGCUCAAGUCGGGGUCGCUCGCCAGCAAGAUCUGCAGCUACCUGAAGCGUGUGCAGAAGCAUAACUGGAUGCACGCAUCUGCUGGUGAUGAGCAAGGUGAAGAAGAUGAGGAGUCAAACCACAGGACGUCGACGACGGCCGCUGUGCGGUCGUACGAGAGGGUGUCGCUCGACGACUCGUACUUCGACAGGUGCGAUCGCCGUCGGGAUUGUGGUAUCCGGCAAGAGGCGGAAGUGGUGACGAUGGCGGUUGACGUUCAGGAUUUCCAAGCCGGCUCUUCCAGGAGAGAAGAUGGGGAUGCGUCGGUGGCGGCGUGGUCACCAACUGUGGAGUCCGUGAUGUGGCCGGGAAGCCCGGUGAGCAUGGACCUGGAUGAAGACUCGGAGGGGUGUGAGGACGAGGCGGACGUGAGGGUGACAGGGUCGGAGGUCAAAGGAGGAGGAUGGGGUGACUUGGUGGAGCAGCGAUGCGAUGCGACUCUGGCAAGCAGUUCAGUCGUUCACGCUCACCACAUUGCCAAGCCCAGCAAGACCGACCUCCCUUGGGCAGCCUGGAUCUGUUCCCAGCCAGACACAAGCGGGCGUCUGGGUUGGUAUCCGUCCUCUGUGGAGCUACCGCCGCCACACCCCAUCGGCGGCGUUCCGCCAGAGACCACCUGCCUGCGCUUUCCACACACUGAACAGCCCUCGCCUCAACUCGUCAGUACCGCCCGGCCGGAUUAUAUCACCGCCUGCCAAGUUGUGCCCGUCGGUAUCGGCGCCGGCUCUCUUCCGAGCACACUCCAGCCGGAGGUUGUGUCAGCGGACUUGAGUUUGGGCCCGGCGGCAGCAGUGGCCGGGCAACCGAGCGCAACGCAAGCAGUGCCAGGCUUGGUGGACCAGCGAGACGCCUUCUACGUGCAUGGCUCUCCUGCCGAUCCUGAGCUGGAGCCAAUUAGGGAAUACCUGCGGCUGCAGAACUGGGAGGAGAUCCAAGACGGGCGACUGGCCGAAUAUGAGACUAGCGGCAAACGAGCGCUGGUCGUGAUUAGAAAUAAGGACAUCGGAAGCAUCCUGCACACGAUCCCACGGCUGCUGCAGUUGCGACAAGCGUCGUCGGGCGUGCGCUUUGCCGGCGUGGACGGCCUUGCUGACAUCACGAACCGCUCGUUCCGCAAGCUGCUGCACCUGGGCGGCUUCCUCGUAUCGGAUGACACUGCGCUCAAAGAGGCAGCCAGUGACCCCGGCCUGGUGCAGAAGUUCAUCGGCGUGCUGCGGUCGCUGAACUCGGUGGGCACUCGGUGGGUGUGGAAGCUGCACGGACGCAUGGUGAAGAACCUCCACACAGCUGGACGGGAGAGCUGCGUGUGGGGUGACGUGCUGUCCUUGGUGCUGGGUGCCGAGCGGCAGCAGCUGGCGGAGUUCCUCCCUCCCCACGCAUGCGACGACGCUUGCAACGCCAGCCUUGGCUUCCUGGGUUGUGCGGUCAGCUUGCAGGCACUCAGUCCGCAGUGUCGCUACACCGUCUUUCUCACCGGCAACGUGGAAGAGAACGUCAGCAGGUUCCAUAAUGCCGGCAUCGCCGUCAGCACCAUCUCGGACUUCAUCGCCAAAUUCCACCAGGGUGCUUUCGAGCCCACCCACCGGCGGAUGGCGAUGGCCGCCGCCAACGUCGCCAAGCAGAGCAAAGAGCGAGAAGCGUCCCUGCAGCACCCGCCUGAGCCCAACGCCAAGACGAAGCUGCUGAACCUUGGCAUACAGCGACCUCCGAUAUCUGUGCCUUCGGAAGAGAGGAAAGACGCCGGGAAGCAGGGCUGGCCGCUCGUGCGGCCGCUACCGUCAAAACCACCACAGCCACCGCAACCGCCGUUACCACUGGCGCAAGAGCGGCAAGCCCUGGUGGCGGCACCAGCAGCAUUGCCCGAUCUCAAAGAAAGCAACCAGACCCGGCCAAAUUUUCCACCGCCCGCUGCCAAACGUGUUCAACAGUCAGAAGGACCCAUGUCGACUGUAGCGGUAUCGGCAGCGUUGCAGGAUCAGAACGUGAGCAGCCAGUUCUGGCCGAACGUCUCGCGACCCGAACCUGACCCGCAGCCAAAAAAAGUGUCUAUGACGGCGUCAUUGGAUGGGAAGAGUCAACCUGUUAAGCACGACGAUCAAUGGCCGAAAACACUUACUGCGGAAGAGAAGGAAACUGACAACCAGAACAGUCCUCUUGUCCCCCCGUCCAUUGUGAAGUGGGAACCGCAGUCAACGCGGCCUACAUCGGUUGCUCCAGAAGUGAAGAAAGAAAGCGGUAGUAGUUUAAUCUCGGCAAGCCCCGUCCCUUCUUUUAAGCAGCAGCAACAGCAGCAGCAAAUGAGAGUGAAGAACCAGGAAACAAAAGUGGCCUCUCGGCCCUUGUCGGAUGACGCGACAAAAGUCGGUGCCCAGAGCUGCUCCCUCGUCCACUCAACCACCAUCUGUGGUGAGCGGCAACCCGACCCAGUAACGUCGACAGUGUGGGAUGAGACACUCCUCGUUGUGCCGAGUCCUUCCCCCAUUCCUCGAACACCGCCGCGACCUGAGCAGCAGCUGAAGGCAGCCACGUCGUCGGAUAAAAAGGAUACCGAGGAGCAGAGCAGCACCUCCAUCCGCCAGCCUACCAUCGAUAAAGAACAGCGCCCCAUGGUGGUGGUGUCGUCGAUGCUGCUGGACGAGGAGGGAUAUGGCAGCCGGAACAGUUGUUUGGUAACGUCGUCCUCGUCCACCCGAGAAGGGAGCCCUGUGGCGGUCACGUCCACGACAUCGCUGGGAGCAAAGAGGGGGGAAGGCAAGCGGAAGUGUAGCUCCUCCACCACCACUCUGUCAGCUCUGAGACAAGAGCCGCAGCCGAGCGUGGAAUCUUCUGCAUCAGCGGUGGUAAAGAAAGAAACUGAGCGUAGCAGCCUGGUUGAGCAGCAGCAACAGCGCACAGUUGCUUUGAGACCGUCAGGAGAGACGAGAGAAACGAUGAAAGUCGAUGGGACAUAUGGAGGCUUGGGCUGGUAUUCCGCCUCAGAAAAAGCUGCAGCACCAGUGUCCUUGGAAAAGAGGGAAGACGGCGAAGCUAGCUCCUCUGCCAUCCAUCUGUCCACCGAUGAGAACCAGCAGCGGCAGGCCACGGUGGUCUUGCCGCCAUCGCCUCUAAGAGCUGAGAAAAAAAGCGGCCAGAGCUCGCCCCGUGCCCACUCGCGUGCUGGAAAGAGUGAGCGACUGCCCAAUUCGGCUGCGUCGACACUGACAAUAGAGGUGGACGACGAUGGUAGCCAGGUAGGGCGUUUUGUCUCACCGCCUCUAUCCCCUCGCGAGCAGCAGAUUGGAGCAGCUGCUUCGGUGGUUUUGGCAGAGACGAAGAAAGAAGAAAAGCAGAGGUAUUUCAAGUCUCCGCCAUUGGUAGAGAAGAAGGAAAGAAAGCGUAAGUGGGCGUCUGUUUUGUCUUCCAGUUACAAACAAGAGCAGCAGCAGUUCAGCCAGGUUUUGUCAAAGUCGAUGGAAGAAAAGGUGGAUGGCAGACAAAGCAAAGCACCCCUCCUGCUGCUGUCCACCGUCAGCAGAGAACUGCAGCCCAAAGCGGCAGCCUUGGCGGCGUUCGAGAAGAGGGAUGCUUCCCAGAGGAGGUUUCCCAUCCUGCAGUUCGCCAUUCAUGAAGACGAGCAGCAGCUUCCGGAGCAGAAGACGGAGAGCGGCUGCACGGCAGGAACCGAGCAUCUUCCCCGAGUGGCGGUGUGCGUGUCGCCUGAAGAGAAGGGGAAAACGCAAAGGGGUUCAUCCAUCGCUAUGCACGAGGAGUGCCUGGCAGUGGUGACACCCGUGUCAAGCCAGCUGUGGGCAGAGAAGCCCCGGAGCACCCAGAACGUUUCUUGUGCGCUCUCGUCGUCGAUUUCAGAGCACGGGCAACAGUCGAAGCCAUCCCCGCAGGUGACGUUCGAAGACGAUGAAGAAACCGGCAGCCAACAGAGGCAGCUCUUCCUCCCCAGGCAUGAUAGGCAGCCCAGUCUCGCCACCCCAGUGCCGCCGGGAGAUAAUAAAGAUAAUAAAGACUCUAGCCAUAGCCGGCUCGCUACCUCUGUGCACGAGCGGCCACCAGCAGCUGAGGCGGCAGUGUCAUCGUCUCCCUAUGACAAGCGUGAAAGCAGUGAGACUUGGAUCCCUGUCGCCCCACAGCAGUCUUCAAGGAAGGAGCAGCAGCAAAAGCCAGAAGCUCUGGCGGCGGUGAUGGUGGCGGCGGCGGUGAUGGUGGCGGCGCCGCAGUUGGAGGCGGGGAAGCACAACGGUCAGGGUGAUGCCACCCACGAUAGCCUUUGGCCCAGUAUCCCAAUCCCACAGGAGGGCAACCAUGACCUCGCGGGUGACCUCGCCGGCGGCAGAAAACACAGACCGGUGACCCCACCGAAUGAGCGGGCCGAGUGCAAGAGGCGGAGGACAGACGUCGAAGAGCCGCCCGGACCGCCACCACGCGUCCCCAAGGCGGAGUCCGACGGGAAGCGUGAUGAUGAUGGCGUGAGCGAUACCCCCGAUGAGAGGAAGCGGUGCGAUGAGCAAAGGGCAAUUAGCGAUCGCUCCACUCCUCCCGCUGUGUUUCAUUUACGCGUUUCAUCUUUUUUUUCAUCCGGCGACAACGCAAAAGGUCAACGGGGUGCGUUGCUCCUUCAAGGAGAUGGGCAGGUUAGAGUCGGGGGGUUGCCUGACCGGUCCAGGCUGACGGUUCACCCGCCUUGCCAGAGUGAGCGCAAGAAGAAUAUUUUGAAGCCGCUGUCGCUCUGGGAGGAGAUAAAGUUGCGACACAAGCAGGGCAACCAACACACGGCGGGAAUGAUGAUGGCAGCGGUGGCAGCGCAUGGCAGGGAGAAGCCAGGCAGGGCCGACGGCUCGACGGCGAAGUCAAAGAUGGCGGCAGCGGAAAUGCAAUCGCCGGCCGCGUUCCACCGGGACGGCUGCACGGAGAAGCGCACAGAGACACCGAGCGGAGAUCGGCAGCACUGGAAGACUCCCCCAGAGAGGAUGAGGAUCACGAAGAGCAGUGCAGAGGAAGAGUCCGAGAGGAGGAGGAGACGUUCUCCGGGUCGAGACGACUCCUUAGACCGCGGUCUGCAUUCGUCGCAGGCACCACACACACAGCCCUGGUGCCAGACAGGAGACCCAGAGCAGAAUAACAAGGACUCCAGCACCACUGACGCCACAUCCGCCAGUGCCAGCAGCAGGUGUCCAAAUGAGGAGCCAGGCACCACCGACACCACCGCAAUGACAGUCCUCCCUGCCCCGCCGAAAAUACCGCCACAGCCGCCGCUCCCACCCAGCAGCCCCCCUCCUCCGCCACCAGAACUUCCGCCACCACCACUACCAGAGUGUCCACCCCCUAAAUCGCUGUCACCGCCAAGGCAACCGUCUGGUUGCGCACUGCAGCCUGUUUUGCCGCCGCCGCCACUGCCACCGCUAUUCCUGUCACACGCAUUGCACCAGGGGGUGCAGCCGUGCCUCUCGCGACCUGGGUUCGUGCUGCCACCUCCUCCCUGCGCGACGGUGCCGCCCCCCUCUUGCCCGAUAGCGCCACCCCAGUUCGGGAUGAUGCCGCCCCCUUCCUGCCCGACUGUGCCACCUCCUUCUUGCCUGACUGUGCCACCCCCUUCCUGCUCGACUGUGCCACCCCCUUCCUGCCCGACUCUUCCGCCCCCUUGUCCGACCGUCCACCCAAAUAGCCCUCCGCCUGUUCAACCGCCUCCGUGGAUGUUCGUGGGGACGGCUGGCACCCUUCCAGGCCCAACGGCAGCUGCCCUACCGCCACAGGCCAGCCCGGCACAGACGUACCAGCAGCCGUACCACUAUUUGCCACACUACAGCGGGCCUUGGCAGCCACCCUCUUAAGUUGGCGCUGAAUAUUUUCCAUGUCGAUUGUGGUCUGCUGAGUGCAGAAAUAUUCUCUCGGGUCGGCUUCCCACAUAGGGUGACGGUGCAGCCCUGCAAUUUCUUCCCUGCUUCACGACUGGCAGCAGAAAGGCCCUCUGCAAGAGGAAGCUCUCAGGAAGCUCUCAGGAAGCUAUCUUGAGAGGAUAGGAUAGUUGGCCUCAUCUACGCUGGCCAGUAUUCUUGGAAGAGGUGGAAGUACCGACAAUUUGGUCCACCGUGUGCGGGCGGCCCUGCUGAUGGAUAUAGCUGUGAACUGAACAGGUUUAAAUUAAGCUCUGGGCAUGAAUAAUCUUCAGGCUGGGUCAGGUAUUGCAUCUGAAACUGUAAAGCACAGUUUUUUUACAUCCCUCAGCGCAUUUCUGGCUUACAAUUUAUCCAGCAAUGUCUCAGAUGUGGCAGUUUUGCCGUGAUAAGUCGAUUUUUGUUUAACAGUUUUUUGUGCGAUGAGCUCACGCCGUGCGUCUCCACUGUGGAAACAUGGGCGGUUCAAAGUCAUGAUGCACCAUUUCAAAGUGUUGUCUGGAGAUUUACUACCUUUUUCCAAUAAAAAGUUGGGCUGUGUUUAAGUACAUGUCUGUAAUAACGUCCAAUAAUGUCUGAUAAAAAAAUCUAUUCGGCAAAAAAAUCUGAAGUAUUUCGCCAAUUAGCCACCACACUGGAAUUGAGCACUCAUGGCGAAAUUUGCUCCCAAUCGUUUGUAUUCUGUCAAUAACUUACGUUUCGAAAUGCGCCAAAAGUAUAACAAACAUCUUAGAAAUUGAGGUGCGGCGUUUGUCGGGAGUGUUUUUUUACAUCCAACCUUUUGUCAGGUGGUGCAUUCUGCGACGGAUGCACGGUGGUGGGGAGAGAGGGGGGAUUUGAAGUAUUGGUGUUUUGCCGUUUGGUCCAUGAGAUGUGUUAUGCUCGUGUGGCUGAUCAAUGUUGAAGCCCAGACACCAAACUCGCAACACCAAAAGCAUAUUUUCAGACCGUGUAGAUAACAAUGUGCACUUGUGACUUCCGCCAGGCACACGCACCCCACAUUGUUGGUGGUGCUGAACGAAAGUAAAGUUAAUUGACGACAUUAGCGUCAUGAAUAUCAGUAAUCUUACCCAACGGUGUGCAUGUGUAAAUAAACUAAGUGCGAGAAAACGAAA
This is a messenger RNA of Lethenteron reissneri (Far Eastern brook lamprey), 10391 nucleotides long. RefSeq lists its product as uncharacterized. NCBI's taxonomy places the organism in Eukaryota, Metazoa, Chordata, Hyperoartia, Petromyzontiformes, Petromyzontidae. Gene Ontology annotation, cellular component: nucleoplasm. Gene Ontology annotation, biological process: negative regulation of gene expression, epigenetic. The record is from RefSeq and is a predicted model, not a curated record.